Triplophysa rosa is the source of this 3831-nucleotide messenger RNA. RefSeq names its product cilia- and flagella-associated protein 251-like. The transcript is spliced from 4 exons. The record is from RefSeq and is a predicted model, not a curated record. Lineage: Eukaryota; Metazoa; Chordata; Actinopteri; Cypriniformes; Nemacheilidae. Bases 2059 to 3723 code for a protein of 554 amino acids.
UUAAAUUUGACUUGAUGUCAGGCGCUCUGGCUCCCGGUAAACAUUGGACUAUGGUGGCUGGUGCCUCUAUGUUAACGUUCCGAACAAUAGAAUCACCGAUAACUAGGGCACUUUCAGCAGGUUUCUUAGUCGGUGCGUCACUGAGCGGGGCAAACCUGUUCGAGACUGUAAUCGGAACGGUCGAGUGAUGUUUUGUCCUGCGACUACGCCGUCUCACAGUCACGAAGUUUCCCAGCUGCGGGAAAUUUUCAACCGGAACCGAGCUGUGUGCGCUAAUGUUGCUCGCAUCCAAAGUGUUUUCUAUCGUCGUUAAACUCUUACUAUCCUCAGAUAAAGAUUGAGGAUCUUUUAAAUGCUUUCACAAGCAUUUAAAACUAAGGACUUAUCUGACUUAUCACAUAAACUGGUGUGUGCUCUUUCUAAAUGUAUUUAUGUUCUAUAGGUGGCAUGUGGUUCUAAUCAUACGCUGGUGUUUGCACGACCGCGGCAAAAGGAAAGUGAGGAAGUCUGCUUAGAAGAUGAAGAUGUGACCUACUCUUACCUGGACAGGUGUUAUAACUCAAUGCUGCAGGGCCGUGCAUUAGAGCACAACUCAGACCCAUCACCUGCCCUGAGCUCACAACCUACAUCUCUUCCAACAUCUCAUCGCUGGAUUCUAUCAACACGAUCUAGAGGAAGACCGAGGGUAACAAACUGACUGGAGUUUGAGACACCUUGCGUGCUAUAUAGUUGCGUGUUGUGUUGUAGAUACACCCACUGGCCACUUUAUUAGGAACAGCUGUUCAAUUGCUUGUUAACACAAAUUGCUAAUCAGCCUAUCACAUGGCAUCAACUCAAUGCAUUUAGGCAUCUUCUAGAGGUGUUGAAGACGACUUGCUGAAAAUGCCUUGUUGAUGUCAAAGGUCAGAGGAGAUUGGGCAGACUGGUUCGAGAUGAUAGAAAGACAAAAGUAACUCAAAUAACCACUUGUUGCAAGCAAGGUGUGCAGAAUACUAUCUCUGAAUUCAAAUCUAUGCCAUGAAGAAUUAAGGCAGUUCUGAAGGCUAAAAGGGAUCCAGUACUAGCAAGGAAAGUUCAUCUGCACAGUUUGGCCCAAAGUUUAAGGCCCUUCCUCCAAUUACAACUAACUUUACUUCACUAGCUUUGACCGGCAACAUCCUACAACCCAGAUCUCCAACAGACACUCCAAAACGCUUCAAAACUGAUGCUCCUGUAGAGUCUUCAUCUACCUUAUUCACAAUGCCUCACAACUUUGAUAUCAGGAGCCCAUCUGUGACUCCAACAAUCACACCUGUGAACUUUCAGGAUGUUGAAGCAGCUGAAAACAGCAUAUCAGACAAGAAACAUAAACAGGAUGAAGACGAGACAGCAGAAUCAUCCUCUGUCAUCCUCUGAGGGUCAAGAACAGAGACAGUACCUUGGCAGGCCCCGCCCACUGAACUAUUGACAGAUUCUGUUUCUCAUUCAUCACUGUCUGUAUCUUCACUAACAAGCAAUGUAAAACGGAGAAAGGCCAGGUCCAGUCAACCUGUGGAUGUCCAGUAUUCUCCCAAUAGAAUGUCAGCGAAAGAAAGACAGGAAAGCAAUGAAACAUCCAGCACUAAUAUUGACUCAAGGGGCCAAAUUGCUAAAGCAGAGAAAUCAACCAAAGUUCAAGGUGCAGAUUCUUUAAGAGUAAAAGACCAAGUUGUCCCGACUCUUGAAGAGGUAACACAAGAAGCCAUGUCAAGUCCAGUUAGAAUUCAAGACACAAGUUCUCAGCCACUAGUUCAAAACGAGAACAGGUUUGAACACGUUAGAACAAACCCUACAAAAGUCACACCAACACCAGUCAAAAACAUUUCUAAAAAAGUUAAGGGAAAGAACCAUGUCGAGGAAACCCCUUGCACACUUACAUCAAAGAAUUCAAGAAGAUGGAGAUCAAAUCUGAAAAGAAAGGAGGUUAGAGAGUGACGAUCUCCAGUUGAGAAAAACACCACUGGGACAGUAGAAACCACAACGAAAGCAGCCAGCCCUCCAUCAGUUUCCAUACCCACUUGGAAAGAGGGGGCUUCUGGAAUGUCUAAAGGAAGAAAAAGAAAACCUGUGGAAUCUGAGAACAUCCGGUUUGGACCUGAAAAGCUGGGACAGGAAACGACAGGUAUUCAAAGACAAAACAGUAAUAAAACUCUUGAGAACUCAUGUAUAUCAUUUUCCCCAAUAGACAGCAGACCAUCGGCAUCUAGCAAAAGACCACCAGAAAAAAAACAGACAUCGCCUAAUUUGCAGUCUGACUAUAAAAAGAACCAUUUAUCCACUGAUAAAGCAUUUAAUGUACAGAAACAAAAAAUUCCAUCUAUUAAUACGUUUGCUCCAGAAAGAGACCACUUAUCUUCUGAUCAGUGGACCACAGGCCAAACAGGUUCUUCGCCACUACAAUCCUCAACACUUAAGAAAUUAGCCAAAAUGGAGACAGUGUUGGUAAUGGAUACCUCACAUUCAGACACAAAGGCUGAGCAGAGCAUUAUGGGUAGUGCAGUUUCAUCACUACCAAUCCUGGCUAGUGCGGCACCGCUACUGAUAAAAGCAGCUGAGGUGCUUUCUGAGACUUCAUACAUCAGUCCUGCACCAGAAGAUAGUCCUGAGAUGGCAUUAUCCUCACCUGCUUUAGAGCUCGAGGAAACAUCAGGAAACAAUAUUCUGUCUGAACAGGAAGUGGAUCAGAACAGUACAGUUCAAGACAUUUCAGCAGUCACUGAGGAUCAGGAAAAAGACGAGAGCAACUCUAAACAGCAAAGCGAAAGCACAAAUGAAGACGUAAAAGACAAGCCAGUUUCAGAUGAAAAGGAAUUGUGGAGGAUUAGUAAUGAAGAAAGAGAAGAUGAGGAAGAUGAGAUGGAAAAAAAUGAAGAGGAAGGUGCAGAAGAGAAUCUUGGUGAGGAACAUCAAAGGGAGAAGAUUGGAGAGGAAGAGGAGAACAGUCCUUUUGAAAAAGAGGAAGAGGAAGGAGAGAUGCAGAAUGAUGGAGUUAGUGAAGACCAAGAAAAUGGAGAAAAUGAAGAGACAGAAAGUGCGGAAGAAGAGGGAGAAAAAGAGGAAAGUGGGUCAGCAGGGGAGGAAAAGGAAGACGGCAAUAUCGGUCAGAGCAGUAAAAACGCAGAAGAAAAAAGUGAAGGCGAGGUUGAAAGAAAAGAGAACAAGAAUGGAAAUAGAGAAGGAGAAGAGAAAGAGGAACAAGAAACGGGGAAUCAAGAAUCUAUAGAGGAAAAUGAGGAAGAAUAUGAAACCGAUAGUAAAGAGGACAAAGAUGAGGAGAUUGAUGGUGGAGGUGGUGAUUGGAGGAAGGAGACAGUAAGAGUAACGGGGCUGAAAAGGAGGAAAGUGGUGAUGAAGAGGAAAAAGAAGAAGAAGAGCAGGAUGAGAAAGCAGGCUGGGAUGAAGGCAGUGAGAAGGAGGCAGAUGACGAGAAGACCUACGAGAACACAAAAGCAGAGGAAGAGCAGGAAGAUGAAAGUGGUAAUGAUUGGUCGAGAGAGGAGGAGGAGGAGGAAGGUGAAGAAUUUGACAACAAGGUUGAAGGUAGGAGUGAGGGAUCGGAUAAAGAGGAGACAGAAGAAAGUGAAGGAGAUGAGAAUGAAAAAGAGACAGGUGAGGAGGAUGAGAGUGACAGGGAGGAGGAUGCAGGAGAAGAACAGGAAGUGGAAGAGGAGGCAGAAGAAGAAAGUGAAGGAGAGGAUGAGGUAGGAAAUGAAAAUGAGGAGGAAAAUCAAGAGGAACAUGAUCAUGAAGAAGAAGAACAGGGGAAAGAGGAAGAUGAAGAUAAUGAGGAAGAGGAAAGUGUGGAAGAUGAUG